Sipha flava (yellow sugarcane aphid) is the source of this 2272-nucleotide messenger RNA. RefSeq names its product polypeptide N-acetylgalactosaminyltransferase 3-like. Bases 247 to 2112 code for a protein of 621 amino acids. Gene Ontology annotation, cellular component: Golgi apparatus. The record is from RefSeq and is a predicted model, not a curated record. The transcript is spliced from 10 exons. NCBI's taxonomy places the organism in Eukaryota, Metazoa, Arthropoda, Insecta, Hemiptera, Aphididae.
CACGACCGGCGAGUUCUGCUCGGGCCGCCGUUACCCUACCAUUCGCGUCACGACCGUCGUCGCGCCCGCAUUGCUUUCGGUCGGCCACGCACGUCUCCUUGCCAACCGGUGGCACAGCGUCGCGCGCCGGCUUUUCCCGGUUCUCGUCGCGUUUUCCCUCCCCCGGUCAACGUCACCCCGCGUCUUCGUCCCGUCGGAAAUGCUCGGUUCUCCCGGUCACGUUAUGCGCUCCGUACCGCCGUCGUGAUGUUCGUGGGCUGCCGCCGGACGGUACGCCGAGGACUGCCGUGGGCGAUCGCCGUCCUGGUCACCACGUGUCUGUUGCUGUGGUCGAAAAACGAGGAUGCGGUCGACGGCCAGGCCGCCGCUGCCGCUGACGACGACGACGACUGGGUGUCUUUGAGGUUGAAAAGAGACCAACAAGAGUUUAUCGAUCGCAGAGGAUUGCAUGUGGUUGUGGGACACUAUUUGGGAGACGUCAACAAUGUAGGGGCAAGUGCAAAUCUCACUGAUGAACUGCUCAAUCGAAACAUGUUUGAUCCAAAACCUAAGGAAGGCCGCGACGGAACUCCGGUCAUCAUACCACCUCAUAUGUCUGCACAAAUGCAAAAACUCUACAGGAUCAAUAGGUUCAAUCUGAUGGCUAGCGAUCGUAUACCGUUGAACCGGUCGCUGCCGAACGUCCGUAAAAAAUCGUGUAGGCUGAAAAAGAUUCAUAUCGAUAAGCUUCCGUCUAGUACCGUAAUAAUUGUUUUCCACAACGAGGCCUGGUCGACGUUGUUGAGAACGGUCCAGAGCGUCAUAGAUCGUUCGCCGAGAUCGAUAUUAAACGAGAUCAUUCUGGUCGACGAUGCCAGCACUCGAACUUUUUUGGCAAAAGAAUUAGACGAUCACGUGGCCAAGCUGCAAGUUCCAACGCGUGUCUUGCGCUCGCCGAAAAGGGUUGGUCUUAUCAAAGCGCGGCUGAUGGGAGCGCGGCAGGCGCGUGGUGAGAUAUUGGUGUUCCUUGAUGCGCACUGCGAAUGCACUUCGGGGUGGUUAGAAGGUCUGGUGAGCCGAGUGGCCGGGGACCGGAAACGCGUCGUGUGCCCCGUGAUCGACAUCAUCAGCGACGAGACGUUCGCGUACGUGCGCAGCUUCGAGCUGCACUGGGGCGCGUUCAACUGGGACCUGCACUUCCGGUGGUACACGCGCCCACGGCCGGAUGAGCGCCGGGACGCGACCCAGGCGUUCGGCACGCCCGCGAUGGCCGGUGGCCUGUUCGCCAUGGACCGGUCGUAUUUCUUCGAGCUGGGCGGCUACGACGAGCGAAUGGAGGUGUGGGGCGGCGAGAACCUGGAGCUGUCGUUCAGGGUGUGGCAGUGUGGUGGCAGCGUGGAGAUAGCUCCGUGUUCCCACGUCGGCCACGUGUUCCGCAAGUCGUCCCCGUACACGUUUCCCGGCGGUGUGUCCCGUGUGCUGUACACGAACUUAGCACGUGUCGCCCUGGUCUGGAUGGACGAAUGGCAGCAGUUCUAUUUCAAGUUCAACCCUGAAGCUGCAAAAUUUCGCGACGAACAGCAGAUAAGAACCAGGCUGGAGCUCAAGGACCGUCUGAAGUGCAAAGGGUUCAAAUGGUAUCUAGAAAACGUGUGGCCGGAACACUUUUUGCCAACCGAUCAGCGGUUUUUCGGGAAGAUAAAACAUAUGUUGUCCAAUCGCUGUUUGGAAAAACCCACAGGACGUGGCUCGUUGAACCAGCCCAUGGGUCCGGUCAGGAUUAGCUCCUGUGACGUCCAGGGUCGUCCUUCGUUGUCCCUCAUGUUCGUCAUGGCUCCCGAAGAGGGUAUCGAUUCCAGCGUGUGGUCCGGAUCUUUAAUGACCGACGAGUCGGUAUGCCUAGACACGCCUGAGCUGGAACUAGCCGAUGACAUUGCGCUAAAGGUCCGGAUUGUGGCCUGUACGGGUCAAAAGCGACAGCGCUGGAAGUACGACGCCGAUACCAUGAACUUAGUUCAUUUACAUUCUAACCUGUGCUUGGACUUGCCAGCAGGCGAAUCCAGCAUUGUGCUCAAAGGCUGCGCCAAUCAUGCUAGUCAAAAAUGGAAUUUCGAAAGAAUCCCGUGGAAAUAAUGUUAUAUCGGUACCGUUGCGGUAUCAUGGUUAUUACACUGAGAUCACCAUUCGGUGUACGAUAACCAAAACUGUUUUCCGUUGUACUUAACACGCAUCGAUUUGUGCGACGUCUUAAAGUUCCUCUAAAUAUACGUUGGACUUCGUUUUUUUUAAACAA